GAAAGUUCUCAUGAAUUGAAGGUGAAAGUGGAAUCACAUAAAGAAGAAAGAGACUUCCAAAUAUUGUCUUCCUCUGGAGCAGUUUAUGCAUCAGGACAAAUCAGAACGAACCCAGAAAUCUCUCUUGAAGAAAAGAGCAUUUCCUAUCAUGAUAUUUUUCAACGAUGUAAAUCUUUUGUUAGCAAAGAAGAGAUAUAUGAAACACUGUCUUUUACUGGAUUUGAAUAUGGGACAGCCUUUAAGCAGUUAGGUGAUGUGUUUUAUUGUGAAGAACUGAAGGAAGCCAUUAGUACCAUAAAGGUAACAAAACUGAUCGCAGAGGAAAUGCACGAGUAUCACAUCCAUCCAGUUCUCCUAGAUUGUUUUCUACAAAUGAUAGUUGUUCCAGCAAGAAAGACCUUCAGAAACCGUGUUGGUAUUCCUUCUGGAAUAAACAGCCUUGUAGUUGCUCAACCUUUAGAAGAGGAGAUGAUGAUAUAUAUGAAAUCAAGCAAGUCCGCUGACAAUUACUUAGAAUGUUGUGGAUGUUUUACCAAUAAACAUGGCUCUGUUCUGGUAGAGAUAAAACGUGUUAGGAUAACUUUUGUGAAUGAAACUUCCAUGAGGGAAAAUGAUCUACUCUUUGAAAAUAGUUGGAAAGAGAAAAUCCUUUCCCAAGCUAUCCAAAACUCAAGAGAAGCCUGUAGAUUUGCAGUGUUUGCUGAUGAAAUUGGAGUAUCUCAUCAUCUCAAAAAAUACCUCCAUAAAGAUUCCAAAUUUUUAAUCUAUGAAGACUGGGAGAAAUUACUGGGAUCGCAAAGCCCAGAACUGGCUGCAAAGAACAAAAUUAAGCAAGAGGUACAAGAUUACAAUGAUGUUUUGUUCAUGUGGGGAAUUGAAAGACUGAAUGAAGAAAAUGCAGACAUUGUUAUUAGAAGUUUAUCAAAGUGCUGUGAAGCUUUUCGACAACUUAUUAUUGCACUGAGAGAAAAGACGAGUCGUUGCUCUAUCAGGUUAAUCACUUACAGGACAACAGAUAGGAUUGUAGACCAUAUUAAUCCUGGUUUUGCUUUGUGUGGCAUGGCACGAUCCUGCAUGGCAGAAGCUACUGAAAUUGCAUUUCAGAUUAUUGAUAUCAGCUCGACAAGAACGAUGGACAUCUCAGCUUUAGCAGAUGUUUUAGUAGAUUCUGAAGUAAAGAACUACCCUGAGAUAUGGAUUAAUGAGGGAAGAAUUUAUAUUUCAGAAAUUAGGCAUAGCCAGGGCAAUGAUACAUCCUACAUUCACCCUUUGCAGUCUUUUGAAAACCCUGGGGAGUUUACUCUUUAUACUUCUGAGCCAUAUGAAGCCAGAGAUGUAUUUGCAGAGUUGAGUGACAACGCUAACACUCCCCUUGAUAAUGACAGUGUUGAAGUGGAAAUUGAAAAGAUAGGCAUCCAUUCUGAGGACUAUUAUCCUGUUAGUGUUACCAGUCGUAAUUUUGGAAAUGCAUUAUAUUGGAGUUCAGAAACGAGUGAUAAACACAAGCUCUUAGCAUUGGAUUGGGCAGGAAAAGUCACAGCAAUUGGCAGAAAUGUGGAAAAAGUCAAAGUGGGGGAUCGGAUAGCUUCAUGUUAUCCAGUGGUUGCAUCUUCCAAAGCCAGGGUCCCAGAAACAGUCUGCUUCAACACCCACAAAUGGCCAUGCUUUGAAAAUGUCCCUUGUGUGUCCCUCUUCAAAAUUACAUGGGAAAUCCUGCAUCAGAUUUUACCGAAGGUGAAGCGCAAUGGAUUUUUAGGGAUAAUUUCUGCUGAACCAGAAUCAGUGUUGUGCAAAGUACUGGGAAUCUCAGCUCAGGAAGCAGGC
Messenger RNA from Pogona vitticeps (central bearded dragon), 1824 nucleotides. Lineage: Eukaryota; Metazoa; Chordata; Lepidosauria; Squamata; Agamidae. The record is from RefSeq and is a predicted model, not a curated record.